Astyanax mexicanus (Mexican tetra) is the source of this 2772-nucleotide messenger RNA. RefSeq names its product zinc finger protein 366 (gene znf366). The record is from RefSeq and is a predicted model, not a curated record. Lineage: Eukaryota; Metazoa; Chordata; Actinopteri; Characiformes; Acestrorhamphidae. Bases 465 to 2345 code for a protein of 626 amino acids. The transcript has 5 exons. Gene Ontology annotation, cellular component: nucleus.
GUGUCUUCACAAUCUCCAGUGCUAAAUCUGCAGAUCUAUACAUCCAGCUUUACACAAUGCAUACAUUUCAUUUUUUUGUGUUCAGAGCCGCACAACUGCAAAAGUUUGAAGAGGAAUGGAGAUGUCUAUCUAGUGUUUCCUUAUUUUUCAGCAGGAAGGCACAGGCUUGUUGACUUCCUCUCCCCUCCCUUCCUUCCUUCUCUCCGAAGGUACUCAUCUGAAAAAUGGGAACAAAGUGAUUGUUCCUGUUCUCUUUCUUAAGUCACUUCAAAUGCUGUCUGCUGGGCUGGAGGCUCAUUGUCCAGAGCACAGGGCAAGCGUCAGGCAAGUGAUGGACAAAUCCACAGUUCAUGCUGAAAGAGAGAAUCCACUAGACAAAAAUCUGAGGACUUGUUCUGAACCAUAACCUCAGCCUUUCUGCCCUGAAAGGUUCUUUCACCAACAAUCCUAAAUUAGGUUACAAUAUGGACCCAAACGACUACAAAAACAAGAGGAUGGAUGACUCAAGAACUGUUAACCUCUCUCAUCUUCCCCACCCCAUCGCCCAACCCAUCCCCUCCCGCCCUCGCCCUCCAAAAUACAUCCCGGAGAUGAUCGAUCUCAACAGGCUUCAGUUUCAUCGAGUCCUGGGCAGGUAUGAUACUGUGCAGAUCAAGCAGGAGACGGUCAAGCCCAUGCCAAUAUGGCCGCCAUCCCCACUUCUACUGCACCCUCCUCCACCACCAUACUUCCCACCACUUCACCCAAGCCUGGUCCCUUUCCCUUUCGUCAUGCCCGGCCCAGUCAUGCACCUUUCCCCCAAUCAUUUCUACCAAAGCGAAGCGCUGAGAUACCGCCGAAGGAGCCAAGAGGGUUCCAAACCCUCCACCACUGAGAAGUUGGGUCUGAACGUGCAUGUAGACGACAGCUACUAUGUCGAUGUUGGGGGAGACCAGAAGCGCUGGAAGUGCCGCAUGUGCGAGAAGUCCUACACCUCCAAGUACAACCUGGUCACGCACAUCCUGGGCCACAGUGGCAUCAAGCCUCAUGGCUGUGGUCUAUGCGGCAAACUCUUCAAGCAGCUGAGCCACCUGCACACCCAUAUGCUGACCCACCAGGGUGCCCGGCCCCACAAAUGCCAGGUGUGCCACAAGGCCUUCACGCAGACCAGCCACCUGAAACGGCACAUGAUGCAGCACAGCGACAUCAAGCCCUACAGCUGUGGCGUCUGUGGUCGGGGCUUCGCCUACCCCAGCGAGCUGCGGGCUCAUGAGCUCAAGCAUGAGCGGGGCCAGGAGAACAUCUGCGUGGAGUGUGGUCUGGACUUCCCCACUCUGGCCCAACUGAAGAGGCACCUGACAGCUCACCGAGGACCGGUCCAGUACGACUGCAGUGAGUGUGGAAAGAGCUUCCAGUACCCAAGCCAGCUGCAGAACCACAUGAUGAAGCACAAGGACAUACGACCCUACAUCUGCAGUGAGUGUGGCAUGGAGUUCGUCCAGUCGCACCACCUCAAGCAGCACACUCUGACCCAUAAGAAAUGUCUUCAUGCCUUUCAGGGAGUGAAGGAGCACAAGUGUCGCAUCUGCGGCCGCGAAUUCACCCUGCUGGCCAACAUGAAGCGCCACGUCCUGAUCCACACCAACAUCCGAGCCUACCAGUGCCACCUGUGCUACAAGAGCUUCGUCCAGAAACAGACGCUCAAGGCUCAUAUGAUCGUCCAUUCUGACAUCAAGCCAUACAAAUGCAAGCUGUGUGGAAAGGAGUUCAACAGAAUGCAUAAUCUGAUGGGUCACAUGCAUUUACAUUCUGACAGCAAGCCCUUCAAGUGCCUGUACUGUCCCAGCAAGUUCACUCUGAAAGGAAAUCUGACCAGACACAUGAAGGUCAAACAUGGCAUCAUGGACCGAGGCCUGGAUGCCCGAGUUUUCAGACGAAGAGGGCGCUUGUGCCUGUCAGCACCCCUGCGACUCCUGUCCCGUUUCAGCCAGGAGGAGCCCUUCGAUCUGUCCCAGAAGAGCAGGCCCCUGCCUCGCCUCUCUCAGUCGGACGGUGAGAGCGUGCGCGGGGGCAGCUCCAGCAGAGAGGAGGAUGAGGACAGUCUGUACAGGAUGAGCCAGUACAGCCCCGACCGCUACCACUCUGAGAUGGGGAGAGCUCUAGAGGCCAGAGAGGCGGAUGAUGAAGAUGAGGAGGAUGAGGAUGUCAUGGUCCACGUGGAUGAAGAGGAGAACAGCAGUGAUGAGCAGUUCUACAUGGGUAAGGAGGAGUUCCGGUGUCACUCAGAGAGUCAGCAAGGCUCAGUCUCUGAUGGAGAGAUCUAUUCAGCCAGAUCCUACCGGGAGCGAAAAUUAAGCUGUGAAUGAUUCUGUUCGAAAAUGGUGUAAAAUUUCUCAUGGGAAAAAAAAAAUAUUAAUAAAUAAAUUGCAAGAAUUCUGUGAAACAGUUUUUGCUUUUCAGCAGUAUUGUAGCAUAAGCAACUGUGCUAAUAAAACGAUUAACAUAUUUUUAAAGAAAUUAAUAUAAAAUUUGCAACUGUUUACUUAAUAAACUUGCUAAACAAGUUAAAUGCAUUAAAAAUGUGAUUGCUUAAAUGUUUGACUGACAAAUCAUCCUUUGAUUUUCUUGCACUGACAGUGUGAUAACAUUUUAACCAAUGUUCCUGUUUCUUGAUUUUUUUUUUUUACAUUUCUGAAAUAACAUGUAAAUAAAAGCUAAAAUAAAUUGUCUUGUGAUUUUAUUUUUCUGUGACACAAAUCCUGAUCUGUAUUUAUACAAAUAUUAAAAGUAUUU